GCGGCAGAGGUAUGUCAAUCAUCUUGUCGUCACAAGCAAGAUGGCGGCGCCCAUGCGGUACGCCGACUAGGAGGGUUGCGGUGGUUUCGGUCCUGCUUACUGGGGGGUUUGGUGGAUCUUAUCGUCCUCCAGAUGUUGCCGUUGAGACGUAGCUGGCGCCGCCUUGUGACGACCUCGAAUCUCAAGACAUGGUUCCAGUGUGCGAGGUGUGACGUAACGUCGGCGUCUCAUGAUGUCAGCACUUCGAAAUAUGAUGUCAUUGUCAUCGGUGGUGGUCAUGCUGGCACUGAAGCGGCAUCAGCGGCAGCGAGGGUGGGCGCCCGUACUCUGCUCAUCACGCACAAAAUAGACUCCAUAGGACAAAUGUCAUGCAACCCUUCCUUUGGUGGAAUUGGGAAAGGACAUCUGGUGAGGGAAGUGGAUGCACUGGAUGGGCUCUGCGCUCGAAUCUGUGAUCGGUCUGGAGUGCAUUACAAAGUGCUAAACAAAUGCAAGGGACCAGCUGUCUGGGGUCUACGAGCCCAGAUUGACAGAAAGCUCUACAAAGAGAACAUGCAGAAAGAAAUCCUCCAAACUCCACUUCUGACUGUUUGUGAGGCUUCUGUAGAAGAUCUUCUACUGACAGUGCCAGAGUCUGAUCAUCCGGGGAAAUGUUGUGUCAGUGGAGUCAUUUUGGAAGAUGGAAGGAGAAUGCAUGCUGGGAGUGUUGUCCUGACUACAGGAACAUUUCUGAGAGGGAUGAUCCUAAUUGGAUUAGAAAGGCAUCCUGCUGGGCGAAUGGGAGACCAGCCCUCCAUUGGCCUUGCUCAGACUCUGGAGAAACUUGGAUUUACCAUAGGAAGGUUAAAGACUGGGACUCCACCCCGACUGGCGAAAGACUCCAUUGACUUCAGUGUUCUUGGGAGACAUACUGCUGACAACUCUCCUGUGCCAUUCAGCUUCCUUAGUGAAGCUGUGUGGAUUAAGCCAGAAGAUCAGCUGUCAUGUUACCUGACUUACACAAACCCCAGAGUGGAGCAAAUCAUCCAUGAGAAUCUUCACCUGAACAACCAUGUCAGAGAGACUACAAGAGGGCCCCGGUACUGUCCCUCGCUUGAGUCUAAAGUUCUACGUUUUCCAAAUCGCACACAUCAGGUCUGGCUUGAACCUGAGGGUCUGGAUUCCAAUGUCAUCUACCCACAGGGAAUGUCACUGACGUUGCCAUCUGAGAUCCAGGAGGAGCUCAUCACCCAUAUUAACGGUUUGGAAAAAGCUAAGAUGGUACAACCAGGCUAUGGAGUUCAGUAUGAUUUUCUAGAUCCACGUCAGCUGACUGCCUCCCUGGAGUCUCUCCUUGUCCAGCGGCUUUUUCUCGCAGGGCAGAUAAAUGGCACAACAGGCUACGAGGAAGCUGCAGCUCAGGGUGUAGUUGCUGGAAUCAAUGCUGGCUUGCGGGUCAAAGGGGAACCUCCCUUUAUUGUAAGUCGCACUGAGGGUUACAUUGGCGUUCUGAUUGACGAUCUCACUACUCUGGGCACCAGCGAGCCAUACCGGAUGUUCACCAGCCGAGUGGAGUUUCGGAUGUCCUUGCGUCCAGAUAAUGCUGACAGCAGGCUCACCUUUCGAGGCUUUAAUGAAGCUGGCUGUGUGUCCCAAAAUCGAUACCAGCAAGCAUCGCAGAUGAAAGCAAUGUUGGAAGAAGGAAUAGAAACACUGAAAUCUAUUCAGUUCAGCUGCACAAAAUGGGCCCAGCUCAUACCAGCGGCUACAAUAAGUGCUAGUCGCAGCUCUCCUUGCAGUGCUCUGGACAUCCUUCAGUACCAGGAGAUCAAUAUGGAGAUAUUGUCAAGAGCUGUCCCAGAGCUCCUCACAAAGUUUGCUGAAUGGAGACAACUGGCAGAGAGGCUGAAAAUAGAAGCUGUUUACAAAUGGCACGUGUCCCUUCAGAAGUUGGAAAUAGAGGAAGUGCGUCAAGAUGAGGCUCUUCAGCUGCCAGAAGAUCUAGAUUAUUUUGCCAUCAGUGCAUCACUAUCCCAGGAAGUGCGAGAGAAAUUACAUUUGCACCGUCCACAGACGAUUGGUGCUGUCAGCCGCAUUCCUGGAAUUACACCGGCUGCUGUUGUUAAUCUACUGAGGUUUGUGAAAAAUAAUCACAAAAGAGCAAAGGGAAUAAAUGACUUCUCUAGGAUUGCCAGCCGCUUCCCAAAUGGGGAUCCGCCAGGGCAAAGAAUGUUCCAAGCUGCUGAUGUGUGAUCAGUGCUUCUUGAGCAAAAGCCAUUGAACAGUUAUUUGUAUGUGCUUCUUUAGCCUGUAGUUUUAAGGUCAAGAUACACUAUGCAUGUAUCCAAUUGCUAUCCAAUAAAUGCAUAGACAAAGCUA
Messenger RNA from Rhineura floridana, 2358 nucleotides. RefSeq names its product mitochondrial tRNA translation optimization 1 (gene MTO1). Lineage: Eukaryota; Metazoa; Chordata; Lepidosauria; Squamata; Rhineuridae. Gene Ontology annotation, cellular component: cytosol. The record is from RefSeq and is a predicted model, not a curated record. The transcript is spliced from 12 exons. The coding region runs from base 133 to 2232 and encodes 699 amino acids. Gene Ontology annotation, molecular function: flavin adenine dinucleotide binding. Gene Ontology annotation, biological process: tRNA methylation; tRNA wobble uridine modification.